This is a messenger RNA of Gadus chalcogrammus (walleye pollock), 2061 nucleotides long. RefSeq names its product zinc finger, CCHC domain containing 9 (gene zcchc9). Gene Ontology annotation, molecular function: nucleic acid binding; zinc ion binding. Lineage: Eukaryota; Metazoa; Chordata; Actinopteri; Gadiformes; Gadidae. The transcript has 6 exons. The record is from RefSeq and is a predicted model, not a curated record. The coding region runs from base 140 to 961 and encodes 273 amino acids.
AAUAUGUCCACAUGUUACAGCUAACAGUGACAGUAUUUGUUUAUAUACAUGUAUAUAAUAGUUUCUAUCCGUGCUUUGAAUAACUAGUCCUUGCAGUAAAACCUUCUCGGGUAAUGUACGGGAACACGAAGGUGUCAAGAUGACGAGAUGGGCCAGAGCCAAUAACAUCCAUAAACACAAACCAGCCGACGCCACCCCAUGGGACCAGCUGAAACACACUACUGCUCAGUCGGGAGCCAAAAGGACAUUCCCUGCUUCCACAGGAAGACCACGUCCAGUUCCAUCGGACCCUCUACGGAGGACUCAGCGGCAGGAGCCUGCAGAUUAUAAAAAGCCCAACAAGAAGAAGAAGGACUAUGAUAAUGUAGACGUAAACGGUUUCAUGGCGUACCUGGAGGAGAGCGGCCAGCCUCUCCCCAGGGGCCAACAGGACGGGGAGCAGGGCCUCCGAGAAGAGCUGGAGACCGCUGUGAGGAAAGACAACCGCCGGGAGGACAGGAGGAUAAGGAGGCAAAACGAUAAGAAAAGUAAAAUGCUCUGCUUCAACUGUAAGCAGCCGGGCCACGGUUUGGCUGACUGCCCCGAGGCGGAGCGCGACGUGGAGAUGGGCAGGGGGAUCUGCUUCCGUUGUGGAUCCACUGAACACGAAGUCACCAGGUGCCGGGCGAAGGUGGACCCGGCUCUAGGGGAGUUUCCUUACGCAAAGUGCUUCAUCUGUGGAAAGACGGGGCACUUGUCACGGUCGUGUCCUGACAACCCUAAGGGUCUAUACAAAGAAGGAGGUAGCUGUCACGUGUGUGGCUCUGUGGAGCACUUCCAGAAGGACUGUCCCGAGCACCAGUCUAAAGUGACCGCCAUCACGUUGGGCUGGCUGUCCAACAACAUGAGUGCCGACCACGAGGACGUGGACGUGCCGGUGAAGAAGGCCAAACCUAAACAGGCCAAGGUGGUUGUGUUCUGAUGCCCUGCAAUCAAACGUUAUCCACCUCACUAGAAUGGUAUAUUACCAUGUGAAGAGUUAUGAUAACGCUUUUGGGAAACAUUUGAUUGGCCUCGCUGUGUAAACUUACGAGGUUUGUUGUUUGUUUUUUGUUGUUAGUUCUGGUGAGGUCAAAUGAAAGAACAGCACAGAUAGAACAACAACACAAUCUAACAAUCAUUCAGGUUGUUGUACAUCUCUACAAUAAUUCUUUAUAUUGAAAUGUGUUAACUAUGUACUCAAAGAUUUAUAAUACUUUUAAGCUUUACUGGAAAUGGCUUAAUUUCUGUUCAAGUUAAGGGUUAUGUAGCUAAUAAACUAUGCUUCUAUUUAAGGUGUCCUUUGAACACGUUAUUUGUAGAUUUGUUUGGUCAAAUUGUUAAUAAAACUCUUUAAAGCGACCUAUUGUUUCUGUCCUAAUGAAGAAAUUAAGACCAGAUUGAAGUCUUUAUUCAAGUUGGCCAUUAUUUGGUGUAACAAAGACAUUUCUGGAAAUCAUCUCAGUGCUUGGAGCACUGGAUUCUACAGAGCAAAGCGACCCCACUUCUCUGUGCCUGGCAGUUAUUGAUUUGAUGGAGUUUAUUAAACAAAUCUCUAAAAAAGUUUUCAAAACAAGACAUAACCUGGUGUUUUGUAAAGCUGAAAUUGAUUUUAUAGUUGUAUCUCUCACCAGUAGAUGGAGACAAUCAUCACUGUGGCAAAAUUAACAAGCCUAGACAUGCCUGUGGGUUAAGUUUGAUCAAUAAGUCUUAUUUUUAAUUUGGGGUCAUGUCAAUGUACUGCAUCCUCUGAUAAACAACAAUUUGUUGAUGAAAAUACAUUGAAUUAUUUACGCUACAUUAUGAACUAUUCAACAAUGCUAAUAAUUUCUUGGAACAUUUCAGCAGAGUGAUCAGUCCAUGUUACUCGCCAAUUCUGUUAACCAGCCGUAUUCCAUUGGUUUUUAAAGACAAACUCAAUGGUAGCUCAACUGUCUGUAGACUGAUACAUUGGCUCAUGUCAAUAUAAUACUUGUUUUUUCCACUUAAGUACUCUAAAUAAUGACUCAUCUACAUUUUAAAAUAAAUAUAGCAAUUAAAGUU